UGCAAUAUCAAAUGUUCCUUCGAAAUGUCGUCUCGAUCAUGUUGUGGAAGUAUAUAAUAUAUUUGUAAUUUGACGGUGUGUAUACACAAUGAAAUUUGAUAAAUCGUAUAGACAGUGUUAUUUAAUUUGAAUAAUUAAUGGCAAAGAGGUGAGAUUGAGAGAUUACCGAUGAGGCCGAGACGAAGUGGUAGCAGAGAAGAACGAAUCGAGCGGUUCGUUAGGCCUAAUUUCCCCCCGGUUUAUUUCGGUUUAGACAGCUGGAUGGCUCCAAAUAUGGUUCAUAGAGACAACCGACUAUAUUGACCGACACCGAAAUUAAGUACUACACUCCUGACUUCGUCUCGGUUAGUUGAUUUCAUACAAAUGGGGCAUCAUGUAUCUGUCCUAAACUAAAGUAGAAGAAAUAUAAAACCAUAUACAUCGGUCAAAAAACAAUUUUAAUGUAUCAAAAUAGUCAAAAUCGCAUUUUCUUUCAAUGUUGUACCUAUAUAGAUAUACGGAUGUUAUGGAAUUCUGGUUCAUAAGAAGAUGAAACCAUUGGCCGUGGUACACUUGAAACUGAUUUAAAUAAUAAUAACUUUCAAUCUAACACUCAUAACCUGUCCUUAGAGGUAACGUCAAUAUUUGCGAGGUCCCACAUCAAACAGUCAAAAUGGAAGAAGACCAAAAUAAGAGAGCAGAACUCACUUUUCUGACAAAUCUUCACGAACGGCAUGCUAAACUAAAAUCGAAACAAAAUCUUGAUGAAGCAGAUGGCUUUCCGAAGAAAACGGAACGACGACGCACAGAGACGAUGAACUUAGCGUUUGCCCACCUGCGCGAACACAUCCCAAACGUUCCGACAGACACGAAACUCUCGAAGAUAAAAACUUUACGGUUAGCCAUAAGCUAUAUUCGUUAUUUAAGGGAAGUUCUUGAUGGAGAAAAUCCAGGUGAAUAUGUUGUUGAUCUGAAACGAGAUAGAACCAUCGCCAUGGAUAUUGCUAAUCAUUAUGAUUACGCGGAAAAACAUAAGAAAGAAGUGGUAAGUUCGUUUGCUGUCUUAAUAAUAGAAUCGUUAUAUUACAGCACAGCUGGCACGACCUGUUUAACGGGAUGUUAACAUGAUUCCGAGACGGGAUAAAAAAUAUUUAAAAGUAAUGAAAUAGAUCACCAGACAUAGUAAACGAAAAGUCAAAGGGCGAUUUAAAGAAAUGAAAUGCCGUUAAUCACUUCCUGUAGCUUGAAAAAUUAUUACUCCUGUUCAGAUCGCUAUAGUAUUAGGAAAAUAAUGAAAUCUUCUUUAAUUACACAUAUAGUUACGCGACUAUAAGCCCGGUGAGAAAGCCCGUUAUGACAACGGGAAAUUAUAUUAUUUAUUAUAUAAACAUAAGUGUUAUAUAGAGUUUUUGGCCACUGAGAAAAAUCGUAUUUAAACACACGUAAAAAAUACGAUAUUUUUACGUGUGAAAAUAUCAUUUGUUGUAAAACGCAUUGCCACGGACGUUUUAUUGUUUUUCACUGAAUUUUGUUUAUAUAAUAAACAGAAAAAUACAUGGGUGCUUGGAAAUACCAGAUUUAUUUCUCGUGUUGAACACUGAUAUCUCACUCGUUCGCUGCGCUCACUUGUGAGAUAUCAUGUUCAACACUCGAAAUAAAUCUGGUAUUUACGCGCAGCCAUGUAUUAUUCUCUAUAUAUAUAAUUUCAGAAAUUAUCUACAUUUCAUAUAUACUGUUUUACUGAUCUGCUCGAGAAUUUUUAACUUCACGAGAAAAGGCCUUUUGCUCGAAACGUCGAAGUUUCACUUGUAUUUUUCAGGUACUAGUUGAAUCCCUCCCAAUCCGCAGCUUUCUGGUGUUAUGGUCACUACUAUAUACCUACGCUUGCCACAGACCGAAUUUUAACUUACGCCUAUAUAGCGUGCUAUUUAGUCGUUGGGGAAAAGCCCAUGGUUGCCAAAGUCUGAGCCGGGUUAUUUUACAGUGUAUAUGUAUAUUUAAGGCUUUGGUUAUUGGUUGGGCUAAACCGGCUGUAAAUUUCUAAUUCAGUUUUGUUUUUGUAAUAAUAAUCGCCUUGGGUUGUCGAGCAAUAGGAAUCUUGGACAUAAUCAUGUAGUAUCUAGGUUACUAUAGGUAUUAAAACUUGGGCGACCAUAUAUUUAUAAAUAAAAAUAUAUAUACACUGGAAUCGUACACGUGCAUGGUUUUCUGCAUGAUGACCAUCAAAAACAUCAUUAGCCGCUACAUACAAUCAGUAUAUUAGUAUAGGCACUGCAUAUAUACAAUACUAUUAUACUUUUAGUUUAAAUUAAGUCCUUGAGCGCUGGAAAAGCUUUGUUGUAAUGUUUAAAUGUUAUUAUGAUUCAUUGGAACAUGCACUUUUUCAGUCACUGCAAUAGUGUUGAUAAAAAUAUCUUCAUUGAUCAUUUUCAAUCUGUUCCAACUGAUUGAUAAUCUUUUAGCACAACAUGAGCUCAACAUCAGCUACAUUAUACAUGAUAACUCAGGAAAAAAAUUUCAAGCGGCCCCGAUGUGGACAACAUCGGUUCCAUUGAAAAGGAUAUAGGAUAUACCUGCAUGGAUAUAGAAAAACGCAUUUAGGAAAACGUGAAAGAAAACUGACGAUAUACCUGUAUAUAGGUGUUCGAUAUGGGAAAAACAUGGUCAUGGAUUGACAUAAACUUCAAGUGGACCCUUAAUUGUGUUAGAAACCCGAGCCAAGCGGACUGUCAUUGAUGUAUUCUUUAAAACACGCCGCUUUUCACUCUUUUCACCCACAGUAAUGAUGCCUCUGACUUUGGUUUGGGAUAAUGACCAACGCAAUAAGUGAUUAGAAGUAAACUGAUUUUAUUCUUUCCCCGGAUGUGUAUCCACAGUAGGCAGUACUGUAUAUGUUUUAUUCACAGACAAUUAAUUUUAAAUUUGUCAAAGACAAAGGCCAGUAUGCAUUGCAUUGGCCAUUUUUAACAAAAAAAAAACACCAACAGAUCCGUACGUCUUUCAAUGAUCAGCACAAUAUAUAUUUCAUUGGUUUACCAAUUAAAAAUUUAUACAUCCACCAAUGUGUAUAUAACUAUAGCACCUAAAGUUUAAAUACUUCAGAAGAAAUAUGAUGUAUGUUCUAACAGUAAAAUUAUGCAAUAUAUAAAUUAUUUAUCCGGUUGUUCUCCGACUUGUUGUCCGUACGACUGCACGAAGUUUGGAAAAUGCCGAAAUGCAUCUGUAAAUACCCACACAUUAAUUCGGGAGCAUACAUAUUAAACACAAAUUAAAACAGUCUUAGAAUAAACCAAGUAAACUAACGACAGGUUUAAAUUUACAUUAUUCUUAACCGCAUUGGCACUGGGGUGAGUUAGCCACCCCCGUAACAACUCGGUUGGAAACAGGGCGAAUUUUACUCAAUAUUUAGCGAAUGUUUAGCAUGCAAGAUUGAGGGGUGCAUGUGAGUGGGACGUGGCCCCCAUCAUUUCUCUAUUAUGUAUAUGCGUAGUUCUGAUUUUGGCCUGCGGAGGAGGCUAUGCCAAUAGGGACACGUUUGAUGAUGCAUCUUUUGCGAAUUUAUGCUAUUCGCUAAUUAUAGCAAAACAUAUGACAGCUUUUAUCAACGUGCAGGAAAUAACACCCGUAUCGAAAAAUAAACAUUCCCACGACAACGACGUUUUUUCGCUCGAAUUAAUACAUGAUAGGGACUAAUGCUCCGGAAACAGCGUUAAAGUGUUUGUUUUUUGGCUAAUUGUUUUCAUAUAACAACAUGUUAAGAUAUAAAAUAUGAAAGCAUUAAGCACCCUAAUUAAACUCUCUGCCUCUGGGGUCUUUUCUCGAAACGCUUCAUCCCUACCAAUUAAAAUUUAUACUUCCACCAAUAUGUAUAACUAUAGCACCGAAAAGUUUGAAUGUUUCAGAAGAAUGCUAUAUAAAUUUAUUUAUAUCUGCGUUUCCGGUCGGCUGCCACAAACGUCAAUCUUUAGGUCUGCCGUUCUAUUAUGACGAGGCUACUCUAGUCUGAAGGAAGCUCGUUUUCACCGUUUAAUUUUUUCCUCGGUUAUUCUGCUAUAUAUACUGUAUCAGUGACAAAAUUGUUUUGAAUCCUCUUGAGCUGUGACGUCGCACGCAGCUACUUGGCAAUUAUAUUUCGUUGUGCGCGUUGUCCAUUUAGCUUCAGGGGGUCUUGUCAAUAUUAAAGCAAGAUAAAGAAAGUCCUUUUUUCGCCGUCGCCAACUUAAUUUUAGGUCGUCGUGUUUCUUUUCUUGUUGUGAAAUACAUGCACCGACACUGAAAGUUACCUAUUGAAAUUCUUUAAUUUAAGUAUUGAUAAGUUUUCUACACAGUUUCUAUUUUUAAAUUUGCUAUGGAUAUUUCAGACAGUUCUUUGGGAGAAUAACUGCAUAAAUCAAGCUCGAGCCCGCAGUAAUUGGCUCACGCUGUUGCGGUCACCCUGCCUAUAGUCAUGUAUAUUAUUCUUGUUCUUGUUAUACUUAUAGUUUUGUGUAUUGUAAUAUGGCGAAACUAAUAAAUAAAUAAAUAAAUAAGUAAUAAAAUAAAUACACGGCCUACACAAUUGUAGAAUUUUAUGUUUAUCGUAAAACAUUUUACAAAACGCGGUUGCUCAGAUGCGCAAUUGCAGUCACUAAAACCUUGUCACCGCCAGAAGGCAAAAGAAAGUUAACAAACACCUGCAGGUUUAUAUAUAAGGUGUUUGUAAAGCUGGUUUUAUGGUUAGUAAUCCAAGUGAGUAUAUAUACACUUUAAGACCUGACCAGGAACGACUGCGAAAAAUGCAGCACAAGGUCCUCUGGUAGGAAUUGAACCUACGGCCCUGCGAUUCCGGUGCAGCGCUCUAACCAACUGAGCUACAGAGGCCAGCUGUUGAGCUGUAACCCGCAUUCUAAUAUUUAUUCCACCAAGUGAAGUGCAAGAAACAAGAUCAUUGAAGUCCACCUUAUCACAACCCGCACACCCGAUCACCUAUAUAUACAUGAACUUACGGUUACAGCUCAACAGCUGGCCUCUGUAGCUCAGUUGGUUAGAUCGCUGCACCGGAAUCGCAGGGUCGUAGUUUCAAUUCCUACCAGAGGACCUUGUGCUGCAUUUUUCGCAGUCGUUCCUGGUCAGGUCUUAAAGUGUAUAUAUACUCACUUGGAUUACUAACCCUAAAACCAGCAUUCUAAUAUUAAUUCCACCAAGUGAAGUGCAAGAAACAAGAUCAUUGUUUGUAAAGCGUGUGCUUUGCCCAUGGUUGUGCCUUCAGGUACAAAAUUGGUUUGCAUAAAUGCUUUUCUAUCGUCCAAAAAACGUUCAGAAACGAAUUGAACAUUAAUUGGCUCUCUUGGCCUACAAAUAUAUUUUGAUACCGCGUAACUACGAUGUCAGCUCUGCAGAGAAUAAUCGCAACGCCAGCAAACGUCCGCUUGUCUAUACUAUAGCUACUAAGUCUAAGAAAAAAUAAAACCAUGACGAGACGAUUUACAAAAACUAUUAGAUGAAAAAGAAGCGGAAACGGCACUAAGACAGCAUUUAUAAUAAGAAUUUUCAACCGAAUAUUUUGAAGAAAAUAUAGGUUUUAAAUUAUUUUACAAAAAAAAAUUUGCAUUUUUCCUUAUACACACAAUAAAAUAAUUUUUGAAUUUUGCGUGAUAUGGUGAGUUAUUAUGGCAUACGGCUUCAGCAGGUAAGACAACCGCGGCCUUGGUAAUUCUCGAUAUAAUAUGCAGCUCAACCUUUUAAUAUCCAACUAUACUAUGUCCAUUCGUCUUCGAACACUUUAUUUAGAACGAUAGAAGAGCAUUUCAACUGUGACCCAGGUAUACAAUGAAUAAUGAAGAUCAAACAGUUUUCGGACUUCUCUAAUUACAUGGGUAUAUGUUUUGAUAUCGUUUAGGAAUACGAAACCCUUCCGAAAAGGAAACGUGGAAGGACAGGUUGGCCACAGAAAGUCUGGGCUUUGGAACUAAAAAAUGAAUGAUAUUUAAUAACGCACAUUUGCCUUCACUGACUAGAAUAUAUCUAAUCACAGGAGUGUAAUAAACAUCUUACUGCAAAAAUUAAUGCAAUAAUGGUCGAUAUAUCGCAGCAAGCUAAGUGUCCCAACACAUGCAGAAAGACUGGAAAUGAUCACAAUACCUGUACUGUAGGAACACGAAGUUGUAUACUUGCGCAGUAUACUGUAUGUAUGUUAGUAUAGACUAUAGUGCUAUAUAUACACUGUUACGCCGUUCGUGCGGUUCGUCUUGUGCACAAUAACAUUUUGAUAAAUUCUAAAAUUCACCCACAAAUGUGAAGAGCUGACAAUGAUUUGUUGAAGUCGUGAGAUUUGCGCAACGAACUUUACAGUACAUCGAUCACUCUAGACUGUAAUUUUCGAAAGAACGUCUUUAGACUUUAAUUAAGGUCUCUCUAAAUUAUUUGCGCUCGCGAAUUCGAUAGGGAACAUUUGCAUGAAUUUGGGGCAUUCUGAUUGAAAUCACACAGCUAUCAUGCAACUGUAUGCAACUUUCAGUGAGUGUUUCGAAAGAGUCUUAACUAUGUCUAAUAAUAAAACUAGCCUCAAGGGUCUUUUAAAGGUAUAGUGUUUUAAAAACUAUAAAUAUUUUAAUUUUUAUAAAAAUUAGAUAACUACCAGGGCCUAUCAGAGAAAUUCGGAGACCCGGGGCAAAUUUUUUUUUUUGGGGGG
Paramuricea clavata is the source of this 6649-nucleotide messenger RNA. Lineage: Eukaryota; Metazoa; Cnidaria; Anthozoa; Malacalcyonacea; Plexauridae. The record is from the annotation of a GenBank genome assembly.